Lathyrus oleraceus (garden pea) is the source of this 1634-nucleotide messenger RNA. Its product is annotated as GDSL esterase/lipase At5g14450. Bases 262 to 1401 code for a protein of 379 amino acids. Lineage: Eukaryota; Viridiplantae; Streptophyta; Magnoliopsida; Fabales; Fabaceae. The transcript is spliced from 5 exons. Gene Ontology annotation, molecular function: hydrolase activity, acting on ester bonds. The record is from RefSeq and is a predicted model, not a curated record.
CAAAAUAUAAAAAGAAGAAGUAGCUUGGCUUUUAAGGAUUUGGAUUCAAACUGGAUCAUAUCCAGUGUAAAUCCCAAUGGAGGCAAUCCUCUCCCCGUUACGCACACACUAGCAGUAGAAAUGAGUAACUUUUUAGGUUUACGACCACACAUGUGUAUGUACAAAACAAAACCUUAUUAACAAUAACUUUAUUUGCUUUGUUUUGGAUCUCUAUCUAUAUAUAACCUUUCUCACCUCUUAGCAAUAGCAAGGUAUCUGAAAAUGGGAUUAAGUUUACUGUUUGCUGUGUUCUUCCUAUCUUGUGUAAAGCGUGUGGAACUCAAAGACUCAUCACCUUCUUGUGCUUUUCCUGCAAUCUACAACUUUGGAGACUCAAACUCUGAUACUGGAGGCAUAUCAGCUGCAUUUUUACCUAUUCCUGCACCAUAUGGUGAAGGCUUUUUUCAUAAACCUUUCGGAAGAGACAGUGAUGGUCGUGUCAUUCUUGAUUUCAUAGCUGAGAAGGUAAACUUGCCAUAUUUAAGUGCUUAUCUGAAUUCACUUGGAACCAAUUAUAGACAUGGAGCAAAUUUUGCAACUGGUGGAUCUACCAUUAGGAAACAGAAUGAGACUAUAUUUCAAUAUGGGAUAAGUCCAUUUUCUCUUGAUAUUCAAAUUGUGCAGUUUAACCAGUUCAAAGCAAGAACCAAGCAACUUUACCAAGAAGCCAAGGAUUCAGUUGAAAGAAGCAAACUUCCUGUUCCUGAGGAAUUCUCUAAGGCACUCUAUACAUUUGAUAUUGGCCAAAAUGAUCUCUCGGUUGGGUUUAGGAAGAUGAACUUUGACCAAAUUCGUGCAUCCAUGCCGGAUAUAGUUAAUCAGUUAGCUUCUGCAGUCAAAAAUAUAUACGAACAAGGAGGGAGGUCAUUUUGGAUACACAACACUGGCCCCAUUGGAUGUUUACCAGUGAACUUAUUUUACAAGCACAGUGUACCAGCGGGCUACUUUGACCCGUAUGGAUGUGUAAAUGAUCAAAACGUGAUGGCUGUAGAAUUCAACAAGCAGCUUAAGGACAGAGUGAUCAAGCUCAGAACAGAACUUCCAGAAGCUGCAAUUACUUACGCAGAUGUUUAUGCCGCAAAAUAUGGACUAAUCAGCAAUACCAAAAACGAAGGAUUUGUGGAUCCAAUGAAGAUCUGCUGUGGUUAUCAUGUGAAUGAUACACAUAUAUGGUGUGGAAAUUUAGGAACAGCAAAUGGGAAAGAUGUGUAUGGCACUUCUUGUGAAAAACCAUCAACAUAUGUGAGUUGGGAUGGUGUUCAUUAUGCUGAAGCUGCUAACCAUUGGGUUGCUAAUCGUAUACUCAAUGGCACUUUCACUGACCCGCCAGCACCAAUUUCUCAAGCAUGUUAUAGGCAUUAAAACCAUUUUAUGUUGUGGACAUUCUGAGGGUUUUGUUUUAUGCUCAUAAAAUAAAAAUAGAAACAUUUCUGUUUGCAGAUUUAUAAGAGGCUCUCGUCACAGUUUAGUAGUUUUACUGUAAAAAUAUUGUAUGUGAAACAUGUGUUAGUCACUAGGUCAAAAUAAAUCAUAAUGAAACAUACGAGAUUUAUUCUCCAGUAAAUAAAAGUCACCUUCUAAUUGAUGUUUUUAAA